AAAUGUGUGGUCACGUGUAUACAUAUUCACACAGGAAGUGCCUGUGCUACGAAUGAAAAAAAAAAUAAAUAAAAUAAAAAUAAAUAAAAACAACGUAACUUUCUUUAAAUUUAAAGUUUGCAAUACCUUCACGCUUGCUUCGUUAAACUUGUCAUAUUUAUUUAUGUUAGGUAUAGCUUGUGACACUUAAUCGUUUAACAUCAUGGCAUUGUGAUGUUAAUCGUAUGGCUGUAAGUUUUAAAUAUAGUUUAACGCAAAUGCAAAACGUUCAACGAAGAAGAAGCAAACAAAAAACAACACUCGUUAUCACCUUUGUCAGGGCAACUAUCUGUUUUAUAUUAUGAAUCCUAAUUAUGAAGAGAAUAAGAAGUUGCAAUGUACUGGUUAAUGAAAAUGUACAGAUUUAGAAAAAGAAAUCUAAAAAGUAUGUUAACUGUUAAAAAUGCUGUGCCAUUGAUGGUCUGCUAUCUUGCAUUAUAAAUAAACUUGAGAUGGAGGUUGAUCCACCGAACAAUCUUGCCCUACCUUUAGGCUACGGCAGUCGUGAUGUUGAGAGCUUAGGAUGCAAUGGCAAAAACAAUAUACCAGCAUCUGGUACACUGAAAAGAUGUAACAGUGCCCCAAUGAUAAAUAUUUUAGUGUCUACUGCUAGUAUGCAAAUCAGUCCACCAUGCAGCUUUUCAACUAUAGAUUCACAAAGAACAAGAAGAUUCAGCUCCAGUUCUAUGACAUUACAUGGAUCAACAACUCCAAUUAAAGUUGCUGACCGAUUAAACCAGUUGAAGCAAGAAGAAAGUCAUAUUGCAGACCGAGAUAUUCAAAGAGAAAGGGAGGUAAGGUCAGCUAUAGAAAUUUCCACAUCUUGGACAGAAAGGUUUUCUUUGGGUGAUCAUGAACCUAUGAUAGCUGAGAACUCACAACGACCUACAACACGUCCAAGGUCAUUUUCAGAGUCACUUUAUGUUUUUACUUCACCUUCAAUGUUAGUAGGUGCUAUGUCUCCAACAAGAGUUGGGAAGCAAUGUUUUUCACCAUCAAUGCAAGCUCCAAUAAAGAAUCACACAUUUACACCUAGUCCCAGCCCUAGUCCAACAAGAAAAUCAUUUCCAAGAAGUAUCAGUCCAAUCAUUAUCAGACCAAGUCCACUUGGUAAAAGAAAAUUGGAGCCUGAUGGAGAUAAUAGAUACGAGAGUUACAUGAGUCCGCCAAAAAAGUUUCAUACAGGACCAAGUACCCCAGACAGACUUAUACCACAUCCAUUGGCACAUAGUGUAUCCUCAAGCAGUUGUGAAGGAAGUAGUCCAGAGCAGGCAAUACCUAUAGCAAGCAGUAUUCAUAGUUUACCAACUGGCAACAAACCACAGCCAUAUAUGUUUGGUUUUAUGCCUCUUAGAGAUUCACAAGACAUGCAAACUACUGAUUCUGAGACAUCUGACGUAACAGAAUCCACAGACAUGUCAGAGGCAGGUGAUUCUUCUAAUGGAAUGCUUUUGACUACAACAAACAAUCCAAAUAAUAAUAUAUUUUCAUUGAAAGCAAAUCAUUUAUGACACAUGGUACGACAUGUUGUCAAAGGUGAUUUAUAUAUGUGUGUAUAUACAGUUAUUACAGUGUUCACAGAAAUCACUCUAUUUUAUGAUGUUUUCUUUACGGACAUAGCAGAGAGAACAAAGAGCUCGGGAGAAAAUUAAGUUAUAUGGAUUUAUUUAUGGAUGAUGUUUUGUACAUUUGUUUUCUGUGUUGAACCAUUAUAAUUACCAGUAAUGAAA
This is a messenger RNA of Ruditapes philippinarum (Manila clam), 1769 nucleotides long. RefSeq names its product P2R1A-PPP2R2A-interacting phosphatase regulator 1-like. Lineage: Eukaryota; Metazoa; Mollusca; Bivalvia; Venerida; Veneridae. The coding region runs from base 492 to 1550 and encodes 352 amino acids. The record is from RefSeq and is a predicted model, not a curated record. The transcript has 10 exons. Gene Ontology annotation, molecular function: protein serine/threonine phosphatase inhibitor activity.